UAAAGACAUGCAAAACUAAGCUGAUUUGUGAUGCGUAUAGUUUGAUUUAGCUUACACAUCCAAACUGUGGGGUGGGUUGAUUUUGACAUUUUUUAUCUACUUUGGCAGUAUCUUUCAUCCUUAUUCUUUCGGAUAACUGGUCAGCUCUCAAAUUUGAUCUUGUUAUCUAACGCUAAACUCCAUUUAAACUUUUUGAACCAAAACAUAUUGAAAUGUUGUUAUGAGAUAUUCAUCAAUAUAUGUCGUACAUCUUAUCUGGCAUUACUCGAAGGGCGAUGUAGGAACAAUAUCAUUAAUUUGUCUAUUUAUUUUCCAUAAAUUUGCUUUUGAACUCUGAAAUAUUUGUACACACUAAUCAUAGAAAAGUUCUAGAAUAUUAGUUGUGGUGUCAUGUGUUUAAUAGUAAAUUUUAUCUUAUAGUUUUUAUGUUAGUCCAUGACAUCUUGGUUAGUGAUGAUGCAGUUUGAAGUCUUUUCUUGUCCCCUUAAAUUAGAUCUUAUCAGCACUGUAUGGAAUAGAAUGGUGCACCGAGAGAUAGAGAUUGGAGAAAGCUGAAUGGGAACGAGAUGUUUCAUCUCAGAGUGUUCAAUCUCCUUCUAGAAACCUGAUAAGCAAAUGAAGCUAGCAAUAGUAGAAAGUAUUUUAUUCAUGUAGCUCACGUGAACGUUGGAGCUAAUGUAAAUAUGAGAAUGUUCCGGGGCUAUGCCACAACAGCGUCAGUGAGAGAAGGGCAUCUAAAAGUGUUGGAGGUCCUCAUCAAUGCUGGGGCAUCACAACUUGCAUGCGAGGAGGCUCUAAUGGAAGCAAGCUAUUUGGGCAGGGCCAGAUUUGUUGAAUUACUCAUGCAAUCCAACAUGAUUCGUCCUCAGGUUGCAGUUCAUGCCCUUGUCUCUGCCUGUUGCAGAGGCUUCGUUGAGGUUGUUGAUGUACUCAUCAAGCAUGGAGUGGAUGCCAAUGCAAUUGAUAGGACUUUGCUUCAAUCUUCAAAGCCAUUUCUUCAUGCUAAUGUCGAUUGCAAUGCAUUAUUUGCUGCUGUGGUCAGCAGGCAGAUUGAUGUUGUUAGAUUACUGUUGCAGGUUGGAGUAAGGCUUGACAUGAAGGUCAAACUGGGGGCUUGGUCCUGGGACACAGAUACAGGAGAAGAAUUUCGUGUAGGUGUUGGACUAGCUGAGGCCUAUCCAAUCACCUGGUGUGCCGUGGAGUAUUUUGAGUCCACUGGUGCUAUAUUGCAUAUGCUGCUCUGCCAUCUCUCACCUAAUAUCUUACACAUUGGGAGGAGUCUCUUGCACCAUGCUAUCAUCUGUAACAACGAAAGAGCUGUAAAUAUUCUUCUAAACAAUGGUGCUGAUACAGAAGUGACCGUGCAAACAACUGAAGAAACCAGUGAACGGGCUAUUCACAUUGUUGCACGGGUUGGAUCAUGCAACAUUCUUCAGUGCCUGAUUAAUGGUGGUUGUAACUUGGAUUCCCAGACAAAAUGUGGAGAUACAGCACUGAUGAUCUGCACAAGGCACAAACAUGAGAAGUGCCUUGGGGUCCUAGCAUCAGCAGGUGCUGAUUUGGGAAUGGUAAAUUCAUCUGACCAAUGUGCAACUUCAAUUGCAAACUUUGUUCAGUGGACUAAAGUCUACCAGAAAGUGAUAUUGGAUGUAAUCAGAGCAGGGAAGAUUGUUAGAUCAAGCAAUGCCGCUAGAUUCUCCGCAUUGUUAUUUGUAACUCGUGCAAAUGACAUGGAGGGUAUGAAGAAACUCAUUGAAAAUGGGAACAUAAAUCUGAAUGAGCAAAAUGCAAACGGAUUUUCUGCUGCUAUGAUAGCUGCUGUAGUGGGUAACGUGGAGGCUUUCAAGUUGCUUCUUUAUGCAGGAGCUGACGUGACUAGGCUUAAAAACAAAUAUGGUUUGACAGCACUGAACCUCGUUGAUGUGAGCCAAAACAGUGAAGCGUUCCACAAGGUGAUGCUUGAAUAUGCACUUAAAGGGGGAGGCGAUGGUUCAAUCGAGGCAAACCCUCUCCACCGUGCAGCUUGCUACGGAGACAUAAGUAUUGUUCACAAACUACUAAAAGAGGGUUAUGAAGUAAAUGCUUUUGAUGGUGAAGGAUAUACCCCUCUGAUGUUAGCAGCAAGAGGGUGCCGUGGUGAAAUGUGUGAGCUUUUGAUCUCAUAUGGAGCUGAAUGUGAUAUUCAGAAUGAGAGACAUGAGACAGCCCUUUCACUUUCCAGAGAAAAUGGUGCAGGAAAUGAUGCUGAACGUGUGAUUUUGGAUGAGCUAGCUAGAAAACUGGUCUUGGGUGGACAUCGUGUGAAGAAGCAUACGAAGUGUGGCAAAGGUUCACCUCAUGGUAAGUUCCUACAGAUGAUUGGUGCUGCUGGAAUCUUACGUUGGGGAAAAUCAAGUAAGAGAAAUGUGAUUUGUAAAGAGGCUGAGGUUGGGCCUAGUGUGAAAUUUCGAUGGAAUCGUAGGAGGAAGUUUGAUGUUGAGGAACCAGGAUUGUUCCACGUUGUUACUACAAAAGAUAAACAGGUACAUUUUGUGUGUGAAGGUGGGAUUGAAAUGGCUGAUUUGUGGGUAAGGGGGAUUCAAUUAGUAACUAGAGAAGCCAUUUCUGGUAGAAGAGCUCCUGAGGUUUGAAGGGACCAUGGCUAAAGAAAAACUUGGAGAAGGUUGUAUUGUAGAUGUACUUCUGUGUUCUAAAUGUAUAUCCAUUUCAGCUUUAAACAUAUAAUGUAAUGCCAUGUUAUCAGUGAAAAAUGAUAGAAAAGAUUUUGUUUUCUAAAUGUUAGAGUGUAAAGGAAGUGAAAAAUA
This is a messenger RNA of Vigna radiata var. radiata (mung bean), 2804 nucleotides long. RefSeq names its product ankyrin-3. Gene Ontology annotation, molecular function: protein binding. The record is from RefSeq and is a predicted model, not a curated record. The transcript has 4 exons. Bases 684 to 2630 code for a protein of 648 amino acids. Lineage: Eukaryota; Viridiplantae; Streptophyta; Magnoliopsida; Fabales; Fabaceae.